AUGUCUGCAAUAGUGACAACAGUUUUCAAAGCAACUAUCGGUUUGCUUGUGCGAAAAGGAAGAGCAGCCGCAGCGGAAAAGCUCAAAGAAGGUGAUGUGGUUGAUCAGAAAUUCCGUCGCCUGAUCUUGCGUGAAAUUGACGAUGUUAAGUCCAAGUUGGAUGGACUAGCAAGAAAGGACUUAUUGUCAAGCUUCAGCUCCUUUGCAGAAGGUAUCGAGUACUUGUAUGAAGUGUUUGACAGAUCAAAAGCAAGAGUCGAGUAUGAAGAGGAUGCUUUCGCAGCGCAAGCUGCUGCUGACAAAGCUGGAAGACAGACACGUUUUCUCACGAGGCAAAUGAGUUCCUUAGAUGAGACCGACCUGCUGGAUGAUUCAGUAAGAAAAGAACUAGAAAUCGCGAAAAAAAGGUUUGAAUACGCCCGUGAGAAAGCGAGGGAUGCCUUUGCCAAUGAAGCACUGGAUUUGUGUGAUCGCAUUUUAGCCAUGCAGUAUCGAGUUAUGGCAACAAUACUACAGAGUUGUGACAGUCCCCAGGAUGCGCUACCAGCCUGUAGAGUGUGCAUUGAAGAACUACACUCCUUGGCUACUGUUAAGGAGUGCUUUGACGUGCAGCUCAACAAAGGGUUCUGGGCCCGAUUUAGCAAAGACGAAAGGCGGAAAGUUAUCUCUGCCGUCUGCCAUUUAAAUCGAGUUAUUUACGAUGUCACCCUUAUGGUGGGGUUUGGCGUUAAGGAAUGGCCCUACGUUGACACGGGAAAAGAGAAAAUUGAUCCGAUUCGUGACGAAAGACUCACCAAACUUUUACGAAAACAAGGCAUGGAGCACUGUUUCGUCAAACCGUGGUCGUUUGGUCAGAAUGGUGAAAAGGAACAGAGAGUAAGGAGCCCUGUGGGUAUCGCUACGAAUACACGAGAGCACUUUAUUGUGGCGGACGAUGGAGAUAAAUCAGUCAAGGUGUUUGAAAGCAACGGAAACUUCUUACGCAGUGUUAGUCUGCAAAGUGAUGAUGCGGGCAAUACUGAGCUGCAUAUUCUUGAUAUUGCUACUGAUGAAUAUGACAACAGCUAUGUCUUGAUCGGACUACAGAAGUUCGAGAUUAAAGAAAAUGAGAUGGAAGUCCAAAUAUUCAACACCGCAACUUCCCUGCGUCGCAAGUUUCAUGUGAAAAAAGGGCCAUGGGGACAGGGCAGAAGACUGACAAUUUGCAGAGGCAAAGUCUUGGUAUUAAGAGGAUCCGGAUCAGGAGAUGUUGUAGAAGUAUAUAAAGGCGAUGGACGAUUUGUUCGUAACUUUGGAGGAGGACUGAUUAAAAGUGCAAGAGAUAUCGCUGCUACUGGGGAUCACAUCAUGGUCAUGGACACUGGUGAUUGUAGCGUCCACCUAUUCACUCUUAAGGGAAAACGCGAGGCCAAAAUCACUGUCGACUUUAAUGGAGAUCACCAUUUGAGAGCUGCCUUCCAUCCUACAGGUGAACAGUUUGUUGUGGCUGGGUACGAAAGAGAAAAGGCAUAUCCAGUAAUGGCGGUUUUCAGCACCGCAGGAGACUUUGUGCGUAGGAUUCAAUUCGGGGAAGUAAAGACUAAUUGGGUUGGCGGCAUGAUAGUGACCAUGGAGGGUCAAGUUGCUGUAAUAGUUGGAGGGGAGAGUGAACCUUGCAAAGUGAGUAUAGUUGCCAUGUAA
Porites lobata is the source of this 1680-nucleotide messenger RNA. The record is from the annotation of a GenBank genome assembly. NCBI's taxonomy places the organism in Eukaryota, Metazoa, Cnidaria, Anthozoa, Scleractinia, Poritidae.